CAGUCAGUUGGCAGACGAGCUCAUGGCCUGCUCUGGAUUGUAAUAUGAACAAGCAGCAAGCAGCGCUGUCGCUCGCUCGCAACGAGACUGGCUCUUGAAUUCCCAGGGACUUGCCACAGACAUGCCACUUUGACCCAACCAGGAAUAAACGCAGCUCAUCGCCAUGACUUCGCGGUCUUCCUUUCUUCCGCGGCUGUCGCUAGGCGGCAAGGGCAGUCCUAUACUGCCGACUCAUCACCAGCGAACCAGAUCAGACGACCACGACUACGACUACGACCUCUCCGAGCUGUCUCCACGCCCGUCCUCCCCCCUGCUAUCACCAGAUCACGUACGCGACUUUGGUUUCCAUGACUCCGCCGCAUACCACGACAACAGUAAGGACAAGGGCAAUGGCAAAGGCAAGGCCAAGGCAGCUGCUUACGCCGAGCCAGGAGAGCAGUUCCCUCCCAUAAGUGUUGUGGAUCGCAUGCGAACACACCGCCAAGACCAAGCAGCAUCACGAGAAAGAGAACGUCGGGUCAGAGAGGACGAGAGGGAACGGAACGGCCCAAGAUGGAUCCCGCCAGCUUCCACAGAUUACCGCGACCAUGACGCCAGAACACAGGGCUACCCUGCGAACACCAGGUCGACACAGAACCAAGGUAGAAACCUGGGUACAAGUUUCAUGGGCUUCCUGAGUUCCGCCCCUUCCAGUACAGAGCAGGGCCCGACCAACGAGGUCGACAAUACCUUCCGAACCAUACAACGGCGCGAGCGGCAGAUCCAGAAAGAGCUACAGAAAUUACUAGAUGCGCAGGCACGUGCUCUCGAUCAGGGAGCGGCCUCGGACGGCACGAGUCAGGCUGGAAGCGAUACACCACGGCAUACAUCGCGCGCCUCUUCAUCUCCCUAUCGCUCGCGAAGCGUAAGCUCCCACGGCGACCCCGUGGCCCCGGCUGUCGUGCCCGUUCGCCAACCCAAGCCACGACCUUUGACAAUCCGACAAGUUCGUACCUCCAUCGCCCGCUCCAUGGCCAUGCUAUCUGAUCUGAAAGAGGAGGAAGACGCCUGUAUCGUUUCUGCCAUUUCAGCUCGGACGACGGCCCUUGCAAAGGCAAACAAGCUGUCUCGCCAGCACAAGGCGAUCGCCGCCGACCUACGUACACUCGAGAUGGACGAUCCUUUGCGGAAAGAACUCGAGGGCAUGAAUGGCGAGUACGGCAAGGUCUGUGCCGACAUUGACGAGUUCGAGGGCAAGCUAAGACAGAUGAAGCACCGCAAACGUGUACUGGAAGCACGUAUGGAGGAGGUCAAGAGCGAGCGCGAGAGCGGGCUCAGCGGCUACAAGGGUGCUCUUCGAGAAACCGAAAGAGACAUUGGCGAGAUGAUGAGGAUACCAGGCGUGAAAGUGCUUUCGAUUGAAGAUACCGCCAAGGGCCCACAACCGGAAGUCCAGGAGGACAACGCCGACGACAAAGUGAUAGACCGCGCUCUCAGCGGCCACGAAUUCAUGCGCAUGCGACCGGAACGACGCACUCUAGCCAUGGCCAAGGAGUGGUGGGAAGGCGAAAUGGCCCUUCUUUCACGCCGCAAGGACGAUGUGGAUAAAGAGCGGGACGCGCUGUCUGAAGGAUCUGAGGUUUGGGCCCAGACAGUGCAGCUCAUCAAUGAUUAUGAAAGAAGGCUCGGCGCCGCGCUGAGUAACUCUAUGCAAGCACCACCAAAGGAGCGCCAAAAGUCCGAAGCAGACCUCUUCCAAGCACAAUACCGAGAUCUGCAGCAGACAAUCAAGGAGAUAGAGAAGAAUCUGCACCAUGUCGAGGAGAAGGGCUGGAAUCUGUUGGUGGCUGCUAUCGGUGCCGAGCUGGAAGGAUUCAUGGAGGGCGAGAACAUAUUAGCUGACCUGAUGAGAUCUAAGGGUUACGAGGUCCUGGCCGAUAGCGGGCUUCUGGGGCUCGAUGACGAACAAAGUGUCAACAACAGAGACGAGAUUGACACCAAGAACGAUGCUAUUGUUGUUCGGCGCUGGGGAGGUCACUCCGAGCUGAGGACUCCACCGGUAUCUCAAGAGGAGCAUCGCGAGGAAGCAGAUACUUCCAGAAUAAACGAGCCUCCUUCAGAUCUCCUGCAGAACCACGGCGAUCAUAGAGACGAGAGUGACAACGAAGUACCCGCCGAUCUGCUCGUCAGUCAGGUGCAUAGGGAAGAGAGCGAGGACGAGCAUGCUAAUGAAGUGCCGGCCGAAUUCUUGUCCACACACGACGGGCUUCCAGAAGUGAAGGCAAAGCAGCAUGGCAUAGAAGAGGAGGAGGAGGAUAACGAAAUCCCGAGAGAUUUGCUUGGCCGAGUAGAGGUCGGGACCAGGGACGAUGGCGUUGAGUAGGGACAUGCAGGACUUCCGAGCUUUGAGUACGGUGAAUAUGAAUCAGGUGCAUCAUUGUGUUUCCUUUGAAAUGAGCGAUACUACCCGCUUCGAUUAUGAGAACAA
Molecule: messenger RNA, 2467 nt
Organism: Truncatella angustata
Lineage: Eukaryota; Fungi; Ascomycota; Sordariomycetes; Amphisphaeriales; Sporocadaceae
Exons: 3
Coding region: 164-2362 (732 amino acids)
Source: RefSeq, a predicted model, not a curated record